Lottia gigantea (owl limpet) is the source of this 732-nucleotide messenger RNA. RefSeq lists its product as hypothetical. The transcript has a single exon. Bases 1 to 732 code for a protein of 243 amino acids. NCBI's taxonomy places the organism in Eukaryota, Metazoa, Mollusca, Gastropoda, Lottiidae. The record is from RefSeq and is a predicted model, not a curated record.
AUGGGAAAGAAAUUUAAUCAUUCAGAAAUAUUUCCUAGUAACCCAAUGCUUAUGUGUAUUUGUGGAAGCUCGGGUUCUGGGAAAACUUAUUUAACCUUUAACAUGUUGACAACACCAAAACUUUUAGAUUUUGAUUCAUUAUAUAUCUACACAACUACACCAGAACAAUCGUAUUAUCAAUUCCUCAAAGCUUUAGAAUAUAUACCAAAGAAAGACGUUCAGAACAUAUUUAAAUAUUAUGAAGACAACGAUGAGAUAAAAAUAAAAGAAAUCUUAGAUAUAUAUAUAAAAGAAAAGAAUCCAUCUUUCAAUCCAACGAAUAUAAAAGUUUUUCUUACGAAAAAUGUUAAUGAUUUAGAUUUGUCUAAAAUUGAUAGUGAGCGAAAGAACUUAAUAGUGUUUGACGACUGUGUAGCACAAAGAAAUCAAGCUGUUCAACAAGAAUUCUUCACGAAGGGAAGACAUCACAACUCUCACUGCAUAUACCAAUCCCAAUCUUUCUGCGGUAUGGAUGCAAUGUUCAUUCGAAAAAAUGCAAAUUGUUUUUUAUUAUUCGAAUCGAACGACAAAGAGUUAUCUCAAAUUAUUCAGUCAAUUAAUCACGGAAUGGAUAGAGAUACAUUCAAAAAGGAUUGUAAAGCACAAUGGAGAAACCCAGAUGAUCAUGGAUAUAUAUUCGUUAAUACUAGAAAACCUGCAGGUGAAAGACAUAUGUUAAUUUUAUUUCUUUAA